This is a messenger RNA of Schistosoma margrebowiei, 366 nucleotides long. Lineage: Eukaryota; Metazoa; Platyhelminthes; Trematoda; Strigeidida; Schistosomatidae. The record is from the annotation of a GenBank genome assembly.
AUGAAUAGUGAAAACAUUCUAUUAAUAUCAGAUAGACCAUUGCAUUUAGAUACAAUAUUUCCAAUUAAAUUUUAUGGUGAAUAUUAUAAAACAGUUAAAAUCUUAUCAAACGGUAUUAUAAAUAUUAUUGAGUCAAAUUUGGGGAAAUUAUCUGGAAGCAUUAAAGUAUUUUAUGGAGUUUGGAAAACGGGACAAGUGGAUAUUAUUCAAAAUGCACAAAUAACAUGCACAAUACAUGUUAAUGGGAACAUAUCAAUUUUCUUUGAAACAAUACCGAAUGGAACAUUUAAUGAAACAGAAGAAUCUAUGCCUGGAAGUCCUAUAUAUUAUCCAACGAAUAUUCAAAGUAGGUUGAAUUUCAUAUAA